Molecule: messenger RNA, 468 nt
Organism: Sporothrix schenckii 1099-18
Lineage: Eukaryota; Fungi; Ascomycota; Sordariomycetes; Ophiostomatales; Ophiostomataceae
Product: AP-1 complex subunit sigma-1
Exons: 5
Coding region: 1-468 (155 amino acids)
Biological process (GO): vesicle-mediated transport; protein transport
Cellular component (GO): AP-1 adaptor complex; intracellular membrane-bounded organelle
Molecular function (GO): clathrin-cargo adaptor activity
Source: RefSeq, a predicted model, not a curated record
AUGGCAAUCAACUACCUCAUCCUGCUCUCACGGCAGGGCAAAGUGCGCCUGGCCAAGUGGUUCACCACCCUCUCGCCCAAAGAGAAGGCCAAGAUCGUCAAGGACGUCACCCAGCUCGUCCUCGCCCGUCGCACACGCAUGUGCAACUUUUUGGAGUACAAGAACACCAAAAUCGUAUACCGCCGCUACGCCUCCCUCUUCUUCAUCGCCGGCUGCUCCUCCGACGACAACGAGCUGAUCACUCUUGAGAUCAUCCAUCGCUACGUCGAGCAGAUGGACAAGUACUACGGCAACGUGUGCGAGCUCGACAUUAUUUUCUCCUUCACCAAGGCCUACUACAUUCUGGACGAGCUGUUGCUCGCCGGCGAGCUGCAGGAGAGCAGCAAAAAGAACGUCUUGCGGUGUAUCGGGCAGCAAGACUCACUUGAAGAUAUGGAGGUCGAGGAAGAAGUCACCAAGAUCAUGUAG